Molecule: messenger RNA, 2584 nt
Organism: Impatiens glandulifera
Lineage: Eukaryota; Viridiplantae; Streptophyta; Magnoliopsida; Ericales; Balsaminaceae
Product: glycerophosphodiester phosphodiesterase GDPDL3-like
Exons: 9
Coding region: 1-2328 (775 amino acids)
Biological process (GO): lipid metabolic process
Molecular function (GO): glycerophosphodiester phosphodiesterase activity
Source: RefSeq, a predicted model, not a curated record
AUGACCUCCGGGAGACUCUUUGAACACUUCAUCCGAACCGAUUUUACAUGGAGUGAUUAUAACCACAUUAUAAUCAAUCAACAAACCCAAAUCAAACAACACCUGAUCAAUUUCCUAGAUUUUGUUCAUGUUUUCACUUUAAGAUUACUCAAAUUCUUUUCUGUUUCUACAGGAAACCCACCUUUGGUUGUAUCUCGCGGUGGCUUUUCAGGGCUCUUUCCUGAUUCAAGUGAACUUGCCUAUAAAUGGUCCGGACUUCUAAGUUUACCCAAUUCAUCCUACUGGUGUGAUCUGCAGCUGACAAAAGAUGGUGCUGGUAUUUGUUUUCCGGAUCUCAUACUGCAAGAAAAAACUGAUAUUGCAACUGUUUUCCCAAAUAAGAACUCUACAUACACUGUUAAUGGUGUAUCUGUUCAAGGAUGGUUUUCUCUUGACUUUACCCGCAGAGAUUUAUCAAACAUCACUUUAACCCAGAACAUUGUAUAUCGACCUGAAUUGUUUAAUAAUAUAUGGACAAUUCUUACGGUUCAAGAGGUGGUUAAGUUAAGGACCGGGCAAGGACUAUGGCUGAACAUUCAACAUGCUGCAUUCUUCAGCCAAAACAAGUUAAGUAUGAGAAACUUUACGCUUUCCUUACUGAGAACUGCUAUAGUGGACUACAUCUCUUCGCCAGAGGUCAGCUUCUUGAGUAGCAUAGUAGCCCGCAAACCCACAAGAACAAAGCUUGUUUUCAGAUUUCUUGAAAAGGAUGGCAUUGAGCCUUCAACCAAUCAAACUUAUGGUACUUUGUUGGGAAAUCUUACAUUCAUAAAGACAUUUGCUUCCGGGAUUCUUGUUCCUAAGGGCUACAUAUGGCCUCUAGAUACUGAUCAAUAUCUACUGCCGAGUACUUCGCUUGUUUCUGAUGCUCACACAGCCGGUCUUCAAGUAUUUGCAGCAGAUUUUGCUCAUGACAUUAAUUUCAUACCUUAUAAUUUCAGUUAUGACCCUGUUCUUGAAUAUUUGUCAUUUAUUGACAAUGGCAUCUUCUCCGUUGAUGGUGUGCUUUCUGAUUUUCCAAUAAUUUCAUCUGCGGCCAUAGAUUGUUUCUCUCAUAUAGGCAAAAAUGCUUCUGAACAAGAAAAGCCUUUGGUCAUCACAUUAGGUGGAUCAAGUGGAGACUUUGCUUCUUGUACUGACUUGGCAUAUCAGAAAGCCAUUAUGGAUGGUGCAGAUAUAAUUGAUUGCCCAGUUCAAAUGACAAAGGAUGGAAUUCCAAUUUGCUUAACUAACAUAGAUCUUACAAUGACAAGUGAUGCUUCUUCUACUAUGACCAAUUUGAUAACAAAUAUCGAAGAAAUCGGACUACAAGAUGGAAUACCAACUUUCAAUGUCACAUGGAGAGACAUACAGAAACUAAAGCCCUUUUUGGCAAGCCCUUAUCAAGGAGCCUCGUUAUUUCGAAACCCAAGAUACAGAGAUGCUGGAAACUUCAUGACACUGUCUGAUUUUCUGAAUGUUGCUGAGAGUUCCAGCAACGGUUCUGGUGUACUGAUUGUUAUAGGGUAUGCUCCCUACCUUGCUCAAAAACAGGGGAUUGAUGUAAUUGGUGCAGUUCUCAAUACCCUAGCCAGUUCAAGUUACACAAAAACAUCCAAGAGAGUUCUUAUUCAGUCAUCAAGCAGCUCUGUUCUCACCAAAAUCAAGGAGAAUAAUACCUCUUAUGAACUUGUCUACAGAAUAGAAAAUCCCAUUAGCGACGCCGAUAAUUCCUCCAUUAUGAAUAUCAAGAGGUUCGCAAAUGCUGUCGUUAUAGGCAAGUCAUCUGUUUUCCCCGAUGUUCAAUUGUACCUCACUGGUAUGACGGUUGUCGUGCAAAAGAUGCAUGCGUUUGGCUUGAAUGUCUACGUACGUACGUUCAGAAACGAGUUCGUUUCACAAGUGGGGGACUUCUUUUCCGAUCCAACGGUUGAGAUCAACACAUAUACUUUGGUUGGUGAGAUUGAUGGCGUGAUUACAGAGUUCCCUGCUACUGCAGUUAGAUACAAACAUAAUCGAUGCCUGAAAAUGGGCACAAAGCUGCCGCCUUACAUGAGCCCAAUUGUACCAGGCAAUCUAAAGCAGCUGAUUCCUCCCAAAAAUAUGCCAUCUGAUGCACCACCUAGCCCUGUCUUGAGUGAAGCUGAUGUGGCUGAGCCGCCUUUUCCACCUGUCACUGUCACCAAUCCCCCGCCGCCACCACCUGGAAACACUUCCAACCCACGACAAAAUGGGCAGCCGAGAAUGGUAGCCAGAACCAUUCUCGUUUCUUGCAUUGCUGUAUUCUCGACAGUUCUUGCCUUGUUUUGAGAAGCGCAUUUCUGAAAGAAAAAAAAAUACAUUCUAUUGAGUUUGUUCAGGGUUUCUAUUGAAAAUACAUUCUUACCACAUGUGUUGUUAAAUGGUAAUUUUUUUUUUUGUGUAAAAAAAUAAGUUGAAUAAUAUACUUCAUUGCAUUAGCUUGUAAUUAUUGUUCCUUAACAUGCAAAGUUUAUAAACAUUAAUUAAAUUGUUCAUAUAUUUUAUCUGAAUGAUGCAUUUUGGUAAGAUUGCAUAUGAAUUUGGA